AGAGCAGCCCCUCUACUCUCCGGUCGAGUCAAAUCGGACUACGUGGAAUCUGUCAACUCAAAACUCCAGCAGUAAGAAGGCAUAAGAACAAACUCUUGUUCUUGUUCUCUCAAAACAAUAUCCCCUUUGUACGGUCAGGGGACAGGUGAGUUGUACGGGGGAAAUAACACCGUUACAGCCGGUUGCAGAAGAACCGCAGAAAAACCGCAAAUUUUGGGAAAAGUACGAGUGGAAGAACAGCUUCAGGAUGGCAGGAGGAGGAGGUUCCAGCGGUAGUAGUAAGGAAAAGAAACAGCAACACCGGUCAGAAAAUGGGGGUGGAGGAAAACCACAAUUGGUAGCGGCGGCGAACAGCAAGUACCUCGGAUCCUUGAGUCUUAUCACGUUCGCAGUGUUGACGAUCGCAUGGCUUACCGGCUUCUUGUCGCGACUCUUUUCAGUCAUCCGGUUUGAGAGUAUUAUUCACGAGUUUGACCCUUGGUUUAACUACCGAGCGACAGCGCAUAUGGUGGAGCAUGGAUUCUACAAUUUUCUUAAUUGGUUUGAUGACCGUGCAUGGUACCCGUUAGGACGUAUUGUGGGGGGUACUGUUUAUCCAGGGUUGAUGGUCACGUCGGGGACGAUCCAUUACAUCCUGUCACUGCUCAACAUUCCUGUCCACAUUAGAGAAAUUUGUGUAUUCCUCGCCCCUGUGUUCAGCGGGCUGACUGCAAUUGCAACCUAUUUCUUGACAAAAGAGAUUUGGUCCCCAGGCGCCGGCCUAUUUGCUGCAAGUUUCAUCGCCAUCGUACCAGGUUACAUCAGUCGAUCAGUGGCUGGAUCUUACGAUAAUGAAGGCAUCGCCAUUUUUGCCUUGCAACUAACGUACUUCUUCUGGGUCAAGUCUGUCAAGACGGGAUCCGUCUCAUGGGCCGUAUUAACUGCACUUUCCUACUUCUACAUGGUUUCGGCUUGGGGUGGUUACGUGUUCAUUAUCAACUUGAUUCCCCUCCACGUCUUCGUUCUGCUUUUGAUGGGACGAUUUUCUCAUCGAAUCUACACUGCGUACACUACUUUCUUCAUUCUUGGAUUAAUAUUGAGUAUGCAAAUUCCAUUUGUGGGCUUUCAACCAGUACGCACAAGCGAGCACAUGGCUGCAGUUGGAGUAUUCGCGUUGCUAAAUGCAGUUGCAUUCUUGAAGUACUUGCAACGGUUUUUGAGCAAGCAAGAAUUCAGGCAUUUCUUUCUAAUCGCUGGAGUCGCUGCUGCAGCUAUCGUUUUCGCAGCCGUCGUUGGAUUGACCUAUGCCGGUGUUAUUGCGCCAUGGAGUGGACGGUUUUACUCCUUGUGGGACACUGGAUAUGCCAAGAUUCAUAUUCCUAUCAUUGCGUCAGUCAGUGAGCAUCAACCAACUACAUGGUUUUCCAUGUUCUUCGACUUGCACAUUUUAGUGUGCACAUUCCCAGUCGGAAUAUGGUUUUGCAUCAAGAAGAUCAAUGAUGAACGAGUUUUCAUUGUGCUCUACGCCUUGUUUGCUGCUUACUUUGCUGGAGUCAUGGUUCGUCUGAUUUUGACUCUAACUCCCGUCGUGUGCGUACUCAGUGCCAUUGCGUUCUCGUCAAUGUUUGAAAGGUACCUGAAAGAUGACGAAAAUCCACAAGCAGAUCAAUCUGGAAAGAAUGAUAAUCUAUAUGAUGAGGCUGGGAAAGUUCGCAAAAUGCCACAUGAGCAGAACAAGGAUGAAAAUUCAAUUGGUGGAAAUCUACGAAUCAUAGUUCUCAUCGCAGCACUGUUCAUCAUUUUGUUGUUCGUCGUCCAUUGCACAUGGGUCACUUCGAAUGCAUAUUCUAGUCCUAGUGUGGUGUUGGCUACGUAUGAUCAGAAUGGGAGACAAAUUCUUGACGACUUCCGGGAGGCCUACUUUUGGCUGUGGCAAAAUACGGAUGACAACGCUCGAAUCAUGUCGUGGUGGGAUUAUGGGUAUCAGAUAGCAGGAAUGGGAAAUAGGACAACUCUGGUCGACAACAAUACGUGGAACAAUAGCCAUAUAGCUUUGGUCGGAAAAGCCAUGUCCAGCACGGAACCAAAAGCAUACGACAUCAUGACAAAACUUGAUGUUGACUACGUACUGGUAAUUUUUGGUGGUCUGAUCGGAUACUCUGGAGACGAUAUCAACAAAUUCUUGUGGAUGGUUCGGAUUGCAGAAGGGGAACAUCCCCAAGAUAUCCGGGAAGCUGAUUACUUUACGGCCAAAGGAGAAUACAGAGUUGAUGAGGAGGCAUCACAAACCAUGUUGAACUGUUUGAUGUACAAAUUAUCGUAUUACAGAUUUGGUGAUGUUAGGAUCGGUGGGCAUACAGGAUUCGAUAGAACUAGGAAUUCAGUAAUUGGCAACAAAAACAUUGAUCUAACGUAUCUAGAAGAAGCUUACACAUCAGAACAUUGGUUGGUCAGAAUUUACCGCGUCAAGAAACCCUGGGAGUUUAAUCGACCCAGAAUUGCGAGAAGUGCAAGAAAAAUUAAAACUAAGGCAGCUUUGACUAAGAAAACAAGUAAGAAGAAGAAGGGGUCUUUAAAAAAUAGGCCUACAAUAGUCAAAGGAAAGGCUAGCCGGACAACCGUGUAAUACUAAAAGAUUUUUAGAAGACUUUUGAUACAUUGUCAUCACCAUCAGCAUCAUCGCCCUAUCUAAUGCUAAUUAUUGUGCACGAAUAUUAACAAAUACCAAAAUCAAGACCAAGGAUGAGUUAGAUACGAAUUAUAUUUAUUAGGCAAUACACAAACCUCAUUUAUUAUUGUUAUUAUUAUGUUCAUUCAAUCUAUCUGGUUACUUUGUUAUUGUGAUUAUGUACUUCUCAUCAUCAAAUGCCUACAAUUAUCACACAAAAUUUUCUUGUUAUACAACUGUACUUACUGUUCAUAUUUAUAGUAAGUAAAUUUUGAAGAAGAAAACUUGAAUUUUAUUUUCUUGUCAUGAGUGGGAUUCCAUUUUGUUAUUGAAAAAACCGUGGGAUCAUCAUCUUCGAUAGACAAUUAAAAACUAAGAGGCUAGAUUUACAGUUAUUGUUUGUUAACUAGUUAAUAAUAAUUAAUGUUCAAUGUAGGGAGUAAUCCCUAUCAGAAUGCUGAUUACCUUGGUGGAUAAAGCGUAUAAAUAAUAGUCAUUUGUUAUUAUUUAUGUAUGUACUCGGGUUGGGUUAAGAAAUUUUAGGUUUCUUAAAACGCAUACUGCUAAAUUUGAUUCCAUUAGUUUGAUUUAUAGUGAUAAACGAGAUAGCUUUAUUUUGAACUUUACAAUUUCUAAAAAUUCUACUAUUUGAUUUGUAUUUUAAAAUUCAAAAAUUAUGUUUUAUUUAUUAUGAUGAUGAUUAUAUUCAACUAUGAAAAUUGUUGCAAUUUAUCCUUCUAAGGAAGAACACUGUGAUGAAACAAAAAAGCAAGCAAAUCGAUAACCUAAGGUUAGAUUUGUCAUAGAAUAUCUACCUUUUUUUAGAAUCGGUCGAAUGUAAAAUUUCAAGUACCACUCCAAUUUCGAUUGUCUGGUUUCCAUCAUGCACUACUCAAUUUGAGAAAAAAACAUAAACUGAAUUGUAUUGAAAAUUUCUCCUGUUUUGUAUCAGAUUGUAAGAGUGAAAAAAUCCUAUAACUGUUGUUUAGUCAUUGAUAACGAUAAUCAGCUAGAUCGAGCGUAAGUAAAAUUAAGUCCAUACAUACAUAUAUUAUGCGAUUCACUAUUUUAAUUAAAUUUGUAUUAUGAACGGAUAAAGUAGGAAUGCAUAUGCAUACACACUUGUACUUUCGUUAAAUAGUGGCUAAGUUAACCUGCAUUAUUGUUAGUUGUUGUUGCAACACAAUUAUUACUGGACCUUAUUACUGUAACGAUUUAAAUAAUAAACAUGUGCAACUGGAACAGAAGCAAAAUA
Molecule: messenger RNA, 3902 nt
Organism: Folsomia candida
Lineage: Eukaryota; Metazoa; Arthropoda; Collembola; Entomobryomorpha; Isotomidae
Gene: Stt3B
Product: dolichyl-diphosphooligosaccharide--protein glycosyltransferase subunit STT3B
Exons: 24
Coding region: 248-2605 (785 amino acids)
Biological process (GO): post-translational protein modification
Cellular component (GO): membrane
Molecular function (GO): dolichyl-diphosphooligosaccharide-protein glycotransferase activity
Source: RefSeq, a predicted model, not a curated record